This is a messenger RNA of Lutzomyia longipalpis, 1743 nucleotides long. RefSeq lists its product as uncharacterized. The transcript is spliced from 2 exons. Bases 63 to 842 code for a protein of 259 amino acids. The record is from RefSeq and is a predicted model, not a curated record. Lineage: Eukaryota; Metazoa; Arthropoda; Insecta; Diptera; Psychodidae.
GUGGACGGAUUGUCAGUGAAGGAAAAAUCCAUUAAAUAAUCUCAAUUCAACUUCCUAGAAAAAUGAAUCAAUUAAAGAAGGAACCAAUAAGGAAGAGGAUGCACAGGAAUAUGAAGGAGAGUCAAAAGGAGCAAAUGAUUAAAUUCCUGGAUGAGCAUCCACGGCUCAAGGAGGGUCGUUGUGACCGAAACUUUACCACAGAGGAUGCUCGUCGUCUGUGGCAGAAGAUGGCUAAUAUCCUGAAUGCCAUGGAAGGACCCAAAAAAUCCUGGCUGUACUGGAGGAAGUCCUAUGCGGAUUUACGAUGCUGGCAACGACGGACUGGGAAGCAAAUCUUGGUAAAGAGGAAAAUAAUCCCAAUCCCCAGUGAUGAAGGAGAUGCUGCUGGAGGGCAGUUUGGGAGGGUGGCAAAGAAAUCCCCACAAUCUGAAAACAAUGAUGUUGUCUGCCACAUGAUUGGGGAGACGUUCAUCAAGAAAAUCCCACCAGUUCGGAGCUCAACUUCUCCUUCUGUCCAAUCAACUGCACGAGUUCAAUCCUCUUCAACAACUUCUUCAUCACCAAAACCUCGUCUUGCUGCGCAUCGGAAGCAAAUCCCCGAUAGUGCAGUGAAGAUUGAGGAUGCAGAUAGUAUUGCAUUUGUGGAUGCAAAUAAUCUUCCGGAUGAUCAUGUUGAGCAUGAGUACUACAGGAAGAAGCUGGAAUUGCUGGAACGUCUCAGUAUGGCAUUUGAGACUCAAGCACAAUCCAUUCAGAUUCAAGCUGAUGCCUUCCUGGAGCUCAAUGAGACAAUGAAGAAAAUCCAGGAAACCCUCAACAAAAUUGCAAAUCGUAUUCCAUAGGGCACGUUUAGAAAAUAAAUUAAUUAUCCUGGGAAUUCCUGGAGGAUUUUUUUCUGUCCUGGAACUCAUGAAUCGUCGGCUGAGACAGCAUGUGUUGUAAUGUGAUUUACUUUUGUGAAUUCAUCCGACGAUUUCCACAGUAGAUGACAGAAACCAUUCGAAUUAGUCGUGAGAAGUUUGAGCAAUGAAUUCAGAAGGAAUUGCCGGUGAAGGUGCUUCCAGGCACUAUAAAAUGACGAAUAUUCAGAAGCAGAAGUUGCUGCAAUUUAUGGAGGAUCACCCAAAGCUCCAAAAGGGAAAAUAUGAUUACUCAUUCACAAUGGAACAAGCACGGGAUCUCUGGAUGAAACUCACAAAAAUCCUCAAUGCAACACAAGGACCAAAGAAAACCUGGCUCUACUGGAGGAAGUCCUGGCAUGAUUUGCAAACAAUGCAUCGAAAAACCGGGAAAACAACAAAGGAAAUUCUGGCUGAUAUGGAAAGAGAUGUUGAGGCUGAAUCUAAAAUAGAAUAUCUCGAUGUUGGCAGAUUAGAUGGAUCCGUAGAUCAAAAGGCACCAACAUCCAGCUCACCGGCAGUAGUCAGUGCAUCAUCGUCCAGAGGAGCUCCCAAAUUGACAAAGAAUGAGAAACUUCCGGAUAAUUUCGUUUUGCUCGAUCAUGAUGAUAAUGUUGAGCAUGAAUACUACAAGAAGAAGUUGGAGCUGAUGGAGCGUCAGACCAUUGCUUUUGAAAUUCAAGCACAAUCCCAGCAAAUUCAGGCUGAAACUCUCCUGGAGAUUGCUGAAACGAUCAAGGAUGUUAAGGAAAUGCUGAAGGAUAUGAAUAACCGUUAAAGGUUUAAUUUUUCUUUAUUAAUUCUAGUUUUGUAAGAAAAUAUUUUUAAUAAAUAAAUAAAUAAA